Cheilinus undulatus (humphead wrasse) is the source of this 3630-nucleotide messenger RNA. It is a transcript of the gene hook1, whose product is annotated as hook microtubule-tethering protein 1. The coding region runs from base 147 to 2300 and encodes 717 amino acids. Gene Ontology annotation, cellular component: centrosome; cytoplasm. The transcript has 22 exons. The record is from RefSeq and is a predicted model, not a curated record. Lineage: Eukaryota; Metazoa; Chordata; Actinopteri; Labriformes; Labridae. Gene Ontology annotation, biological process: cytoplasmic microtubule organization; cytoskeleton-dependent intracellular transport. Gene Ontology annotation, molecular function: microtubule binding; dynein light intermediate chain binding.
UUUAAUGACGGAGGGAUCGCUGCGACCCCUCACGGUACGCGUCCGGCGGUAGAGCCUCUCCUCCCGGCUGCAGGUGAGGUCAGAUGCUGAGGAAAGGAGCGGACGAGCUCUCCUGACAGGUGGAAAUACUUUAGCCUGAAGCUAAAAUGGAGCAAGCGGACGACAACAAAGCGGCUCUGACCGACAGUCUCAUCAUUUGGAUGCAGACCUUCAACACUCCCGCCCCAUGCAGGACAGUGGAGGAACUGACCACUGGAGCAGGAAUAUCACAGGCUCUGCAUCAAAUAGACCCGGCAUGGUUCACUGAAGGAUGGCUCUGUCGCAUUAAAACAGAUGUGGAAGAAAACUGGAGACUGAAGAUGAACAACCUGAAGAAGAUCCUACAGAUGGUGCUGGAUUAUUAUAAUGAGGUCUUGGCUCAGGAGAUCUCAGACUUUCCUCUCCCGGACCUGGCCCUGGUGGCAGAGCGUUCAGACCAGGUGGAGAUGGGGAGGCUGCUGCAGCUUGUACUGGGCUGUGCCGUCCGGUGUGAGAGGAAACAAGAAUACAUUCAGAUCAUCAUGACGCUGGAGGAAUCUGUGCAGCACGUUGUCAUGACGGCCAUCCAGGAGCUCAUGAGUAAAGAGUCCGUCAGUCCAUUUACAGCAGAACGUUCUGGAGAUUUGGAGCAGCAGCUGAAAAAAGCUCUGGAGGAUCUUUCUGAACUCAUAUUAGAAAAGGAAGCUUUAAAUCAACGCUGCGAGGAGCUUGACAUGCAGGUGGCCGUUCUUCAGGAGGAACGGAACAGCCUUUUGGCUGAGAACGACGUCCUGACGGACCGAGCCAAUCAGCUGGACACGUUUGAUGACCCGAGCACGCCAUCAGGGAGGAAACACAGCCAGCUGCAGCAACAGGUGGAGUCUCUACAGGAGGAGAACUUCAGGCUGGAGGCAGCUAAAGACGACUACCGUAUUCACUGUGAGGAUCUUGAGAAGCAGCUGAUCGAGGUCCAGCACAGAAACGACGAGCUGACCAGCCUCGCUGAAGAAUCUCGAGCUCUGAAAGAUGAACUGGAUGUUCUGAGGAACUGUUCUGACCGCGUGGUGAUACUGGAGGCUUCAGUGGAAACAUACAAGCGUAAACUGGAAAACCUGGGUGACUUAAAGAGGCAGAUGAAGCUGCUGGAGGAGAACAACAUGACCUACAUGCAGAACACUGUUAGUCUGGAGGAGGAACUACGGAAAGCAAACGCGGCCCGUGCUCAGCUGGAAACCUACAAGAGACAGGUCCAGGAGCUGCACAAAAAGUUGUCUGAGGAGACAAGGAGAGCAGAUAAUCUUGCCUUUGAGAUGAAGAAGCUGGAAGAAAAACAUGAGACAGUGAUGAAGGAGAAAGAGAGGAUCAUCGUCGAGAGAGACUCCCUGAAGGAGAUCAACGAGGAGCUUCGAUGCACUCAGGUUCAACAGCACCAGCUCUCCAAAGCAGAAAUGCUUCCUGCCAGCAGCCCCAGCCAUGAAAACCUGGCAGCUGAGUUAAUGCCAGUAGAGUACAGAGAAAAGUUCAUGCGUCUGCAGCACGAGAACAAGAUGUUACGUGUGCAGCAGGAGGAGUAUGAGCGGGAGAAGAUCGCUGCCCUGCAGGCCGACCUGGAGGAGGCUCAUAAGAGCCGCAGCAAGCUCGACACAGAGAACAGGCUGAGUCGAGAGCGGAUCACUGAGUUGCAGCAGCAGGUGGAAGAUCUUCAGAAAGCGCUGCAGAGUCAGGCAGCGAAACCUGACGAUUCUAACUUGAAGCGGAAACUCGAUGCACACAUGGUGCAGCUGAACGAGGCUCAAGAUGAAAUCAUGAAGAAGAAAGAGCUGCUGGAGGACCUUCAGCCUGACAACACACAGACCUCGCUAAAACUGGAUGAGCUGAUGGCGGCUCUGAAGAAAAAAGACGACGACAUGCGAGCGAUGGAGGAGAGAUACAAGAUGUACCUGGAGAAAGCUCGAAACGUGAUCCGGGCGCUGGAUCCAAAGUUGAACCCAGCCACAGCAGAGAUCCAGGCUCUGAAGAACCAGUUAGCAGAUAGAGACAAACAGAUUCUGAAUCUGGAGCGUCAGUGUGAGCAGGCUCGACUGAGAGAAUACGAGGAGAAGCUGAUCGUCACAGCGUGGUACAACAAGAGUCUGAACUUUCAGAAGUUGGCGAUUGAAUCUCGUCUUGGCGGCUGCUCGGCGUCUGCGAUGACACCCGGACCGUCUUUCUUGUCUCAGCAGCGGCAGGUCUCUAACGCCCCCCGCAGGGCGCUCUCCAUCAGCGUGCCCACCUCCAAGUAACCCCCUACCCUAUUAAAGUGAGCACUCAAGUGACCUUAAAGACUCCUGCUCUCAGCCAUGAGGGGGCGCUCUCUGGCACUUCAGGCUAAGUCAGAAACGUAAAUGAAUGUAGAAUAAUUCUAUUCAGAAUCGGAGCCUGUAAUAUUUAAAAAUGUGAUUUUUAAACCAUUAUAUAAGAUGUAAACUAAGAUGAUUGUUGAUGUGAAGAACCGGACCUUUAUUCUAUGCAGGGUUAAAAAUGUGAGGUUUAUAAUCGGCAGACGAUGAAUCGAGCUGCAGAUUUGAUUCAAAUAGAUUUUUAUAUUUGGUGCUGGACACCGGCAGCUUUAAAACACAAACAUCAGUCACAGAUUUUUAUUGAAAAAGCUGUGAAAGUCCUGAAUAAGCUCAAGAUAUCCGCAUUUCAACAGAUAUGACCAUUAACAAGGGUUAACUAAUUUUAUACUUCAAUGAGACAGAAGUAAGAGUAAAGAGACAUUGCUGCCUUUUGGAUACCACAUCUGAGUGGACAUUUGUGCUAAGUUUAAUAAAUUCCUUAAUGAUAUUGCAUCCAGGGAUAAAUAAGAGGCUAAAUGACCUUUGACCUCCAUAAUCCAGCCUGCUCAUCCUUGAUUCAGAGAGAUAUUGAGUUAAUAAGAACAGCCUGGAUAACCUUAAAAGAAAACACCUCCAGCCCUGACUACUGUUGGAAGGAGAAGCAUUAAAAAAUAGCAAGUGAGCACUUUGACUCCUCCUGACAUUGCUGAUGUUUUUGUGCAGCUUGGACCGCGUACAGGUGCUCAUUGGCUAUUUUUGAUGGAUUCCUCCACCCCAACAAAUGUCUUUUGAAAUAGAUGUAGUUUUUUAAGGCGUUGGUACCUUUUUAUAUUAUCGAGCGUUAAAAUAACAGAUUGUUUAGUUUAAAAUCAUGUCAUGUAGAAAUGUAUUAAAAAUUCUAACAACCUUAAUCCACAAAAAGCAACAAUAGUUCCUUAUUGACUGUAUUUAUUUGAUUAAAUUCGACUGCAGCUUUUUGUAUAGUCUGAUUAAUGUAAACAGGAUCAGCACCAGCUUCUGAACCAGUUUGUUCAUGUUGUAACUUUGAAGCUUAAACUCUAGUUUUGUCUUUCUGAUGUGUUUUAACUACGACUGGAGUCCAAAGUUUCACCGACUAUGAUAGAACAGCCGACGUUUGUUUUCUGUCGAUGAUUCUCGUAGAUGAAAAUGCUUUUGUGUGAAAAUAAGAAGUUUGAAUGUAGCAGAAACUGAGUGAGCUUGUGUUUGGAUAUAAAUUAAAUAAACAAAUGAAGAUGCUUUUUAGAAUUUAAAAAGAUAAAAAAAAAUGUAACUU